Messenger RNA from Drosophila persimilis, 1325 nucleotides. RefSeq lists its product as uncharacterized. Gene Ontology annotation, cellular component: mitochondrion. The transcript is spliced from 3 exons. The record is from RefSeq and is a predicted model, not a curated record. Bases 6 to 1232 code for a protein of 408 amino acids. NCBI's taxonomy places the organism in Eukaryota, Metazoa, Arthropoda, Insecta, Diptera, Drosophilidae.
UGGCCAUGUUGAGAUCUAGGAUUUCCAGAAGAUGGAUGUCAAUGUCGUAUUUUUCAACAGAAUUCAACGCGCUGGCGAGUGAGGGUCCAGCCAAGUUUCGACACCUCUUACCUGAGGGCAGUCAGCAUGCUGGAACAAAUAUAGAUUUGGAUCUGUUUGUGAAUGCGGAUCAUCGGCAAAUGGACCUGGUGGACAGGCUGCUUAAGCUCAGAAAGCAAAAAGAAUGCAGCUAUGUUCCGCUUUUGCCGAGUCUGUUAGUGAAGCAAUUACUGGACUCCACAAAUCCCCAGGAGGUAAUCACGGUUCUGCGGAGUCCCAGCCAAUAUGGACUGUUUAUUGACCAGUUCUCCGGGUGUUUCCUUAUGGACCUAUUGUUGCACAGCGGAAACACAUUGGAAGCAGCGCAGAUUGCUGCUCUUCUUGUGGAGAGAGGCUUAUGCAAUAGCGAGCUGGUCGAGGCGUUAGCACUCCACUCAUUUUUUAGGUUCGUGAAAGACUUCAAGCCUUUGGAAUCGUCCGAGAAUAAACCUGCAGCACCUGCUCCUGAAGUGGAAAAAGUCCGUGUUAAAUUUAUUCGAAACUAUGUAGAAGAUACAAGUGAUAAGACGGAGGAAAAGGUUCUUGGUCGAGCUAUGAUUCUAUUGGGCUCUGGCUCAGGCACUCUGAAAGAGCUGAAACAAAACAUUUGUCUUCUUGGCUUUGUAUUGUGCGGUAAAUUACCUGAUGCUGUCAGUCUUCUGGCCAAAAACCGUGAGGUUUUCUACAAAGAAAUCCUCACCGCUUCCCAGAAUGUAGCUGAAAGUCUGAAACUGGAGGGCUCGGACGAGUUUACACAAUCGUUACAGCAAGCACUCGAUAAAUGCACGCAGACCAACUCCAUCCACGAAAAACUGGAGAGUAGUAUAAAAGGUAGUUCCCAAAAGUUCGAACCGAAACUCUUAGCUGAAUAUGGUCAGUCCUAUCAAGAAUGGUCCAAACAGUUUGAGAACGCUGUAAAGAAGUAUAUCGAGGAGCAGAGUCUAGUGGAACGGAAGGAUAGCAUUGAGAAAACGCUGAACGAGCUGGAAGCGAAGCGGCAAAACCUUUGGUUUUUUGAGAACAAGGAUGACAUCGAUAUUCAGAUAUACAAGAAGAAGGUCCAAUAUCCUAAGCGCUGGUUCGGAAAGAAAAAGACGCCAAAGGCAGCGGAUACGUUCUACGUGCCGCCAAGUGUCACGAGAUCCGCCAACUGACCCGAAGCCACGUCGGAGCCCAUACAUAGGUAAAAACAAGGCAAAUCCAAUUGUUUUUAAGCUUUAAUUAAACUACUGGAGAAUCAAUCCAAA